This is a messenger RNA of Malania oleifera, 3669 nucleotides long. Its product is annotated as aconitate hydratase, cytoplasmic. Lineage: Eukaryota; Viridiplantae; Streptophyta; Magnoliopsida; Santalales; Ximeniaceae. Gene Ontology annotation, molecular function: 4 iron, 4 sulfur cluster binding; aconitate hydratase activity. Bases 251 to 3250 code for a protein of 999 amino acids. Gene Ontology annotation, cellular component: mitochondrion; cytosol. The transcript has 20 exons. The record is from RefSeq and is a predicted model, not a curated record. Gene Ontology annotation, biological process: tricarboxylic acid cycle; citrate metabolic process.
AGUCUCCAGCUCCCCAGGCUACUAGCUCCCAAUUUAUAGUUCCAGAAGCGCACUCAUCCCUAGGUCAUCGUCUUGCUCUCCACACGCCCCCCUCUCCUCUUUCUCUCUCUACGAUCAUCUUGAGAAGCAGCCGUUAAACCGUUGCGACCUCCAUUACUCCUUUGUUGGUGUUGAGGUCUCUGGCUGGCUCCUUCUGCAAGAAACUGUCCAUUUCAUCUUCUCCUCCGCUUCACGUGAAUGCGUGAUCGUCAUGUAUAUAACGGCUUCAUCCUCAGCAGCACUUCUCAGAGCUUCUAGGGCUAGGUUCACUUCCUCUCUCUCCUCUCCAUUUUCUCUAUCCAGAGCUGUUGCUUCGCCGCCUCAGGCUUCGCCUUCUGUCGCCGCCCGUCGAUCUCUCAGCUCCGCCACUUCCUCGGCAGCAUUUCGAUCCCUGCUGUUCUGUUCGGUCCCUCGGUGGAGCCACCGCUUUGAUUGGAGCUCUCCGGCUAGCCUGAGGGCUCAGAUCAGGACCGCCGCACCUAUUAUUCAUCUUCUCGAGCGAAAGAUCGCCACCAUGGCUUCGGAGCAUCCUUUCAAAGGAAUCUUGACUGGCCUUCCCAAGCCUAGUGGUGGUGAAUUCGGGAGGUUCUAUAGCUUGCCUGCACUGAAUGAUCCAAGAAUUGAUAAGCUGCCAUACUCAAUUAGGAUCCUUCUUGAGUCUGCAAUUCGUAAUUGCGAUAACUUCCAAGUCACCAAGGAAGAUGUUGAGAAGAUUAUAGAUUGGGAAAAUACUUCCCCAAAGCAAGUUGAAAUUCCUUUUAAGCCUGCUCGUGUUCUGUUGCAGGAUUUUACUGGUGUACCGGCUGUGGUUGACCUUGCUUGCAUGCGUGAUGCCAUGAACAAGCUUGGCAGUGAUUCGAACAAGAUUAAUCCUUUGGUUCCUGUGGAUCUUGUUGUAGAUCAUUCAGUUCAAGUUGAUGUGGCAAGGUCAGAGAAUGCAGUUCAAGCAAACAUGGAGCUUGAAUUUCAGAGAAACAAGGAGAGAUUUGCUUUCCUUAAAUGGGGUUCUACUGCUUUCCAUAACAUGCUUGUUGUUCCUCCUGGUUCUGGAAUUGUGCACCAGGUUAACCUUGAGUAUCUUGGGCGAGUUGUCUUCAACACUGAUGGUGUACUCUACCCAGAUAGUGUUGUUGGUACUGAUUCCCAUACAACUAUGAUUGAUGGCUUAGGGGUUGCUGGCUGGGGAGUUGGAGGUAUUGAAGCAGAGGCAGCAAUGCUUGGCCAACCCAUGAGCAUGGUGUUGCCUGGUGUUGUUGGCUUCAAGUUGUCUGGUAAAUUGUGCAAUGGUGUCACAGCUACUGACUUGGUUUUGACAGUGACACAAAUGCUGAGGAAGCAUGGUGUCGUUGGAAAAUUUGUUGAGUUCUAUGGGGAUGGUAUGAGUGAGCUAUCAUUAGCUGACAGAGCCACUAUAGCGAAUAUGUCUCCUGAGUAUGGUGCAACUAUGGGGUUCUUCCCUGUAGAUCAUGUUACUUUGCAGUAUCUUAAAUUAACUGGGAGAAGCAAUGAGACUGUGGAAAUGAUAGAAGCAUAUCUGCGUGCAAAUAAUAUGUUCGUGGACUAUAAUGAGCCUCAACAAGAACGAGUAUAUUCAUCUUACUUGCAUUUGGAUCUUGACGAAGUUAAACCUUGUGUUUCUGGACCAAAAAGACCUCAUGAUCGGGUUCCAUUGAAAGAAAUGAAAUCUGACUGGCAUUCUUGUCUCGAUAACAAAGUUGGGUUCAAGGGUUUUGCUGUGCCAAAGGAGGCGCAGGACAAAGUUGCAAAAUUCACUUUCCAUGGACAGCCAGCAGAGCUAAAGCAUGGAAGUGUUGUGAUUGCUGCUAUCACAAGUUGUACAAAUACAUCGAACCCUAGUGUUAUGCUUGGUGCUGGUCUGGUUGCUAAAAAGGCUUGUGAACUGGGUCUGCAGGUCAAGCCAUGGGUAAAAACAAGUCUUGCCCCAGGCUCCGGGGUUGUUACUAAAUAUUUACUCCAAAGUGGGCUGCAAAAAUACCUAAAUGAGCAGGGCUUCAAUAUCGUUGGAUAUGGCUGUACAACAUGCAUUGGAAAUUCGGGGGAUUUAGAUGAAUCAGUUGCUUCUGCAAUAUCAGAAAAUGACAUAGUUGCUGCUGCUGUGCUUUCUGGAAACCGGAACUUUGAGGGCCGAGUUCAUCCUUUAACGAGAGCUAACUACCUAGCUUCACCUCCUUUAGUUGUUGCCUACGCCCUUGCCGGCACGGUUGACAUUGACUUUGAUAAGGAGCCAAUAGGAACAGGGAAGGAUGGUAAAAGUAUCUAUUUCAGAGAUAUCUGGCCAUCGACAGAGGAAAUUGCUCAGGCUGUUCAAUCUAGCGUAUUGCCUGAUAUGUUCAAGAGUACUUAUAAGGCUAUCACAACGGGCAAUCCCAUGUGGAAUCAGCUAUCAGUACCAGCUGCUACUAUGUACUCAUGGGACCACAACUCAACCUACAUUCAUGAGCCCCCAUAUUUCAAGAACAUGACUAUGGAUCCUCCUGGACCCCAUGGAGUGAAGGAUGCUUUUUGCUUGUUGAACUUUGGUGACAGUAUUACAACAGAUCACAUUUCCCCAGCAGGAAGCAUCCACAAGGACAGUCCUGCUGCAAAGUUUCUCCUUGAGCGUGGGGUGGAUCGUAAGGACUUCAAUUCUUACGGCAGCCGUCGUGGCAAUGAUGAAAUAAUGGCCAGGGGAACCUUUGCCAAUAUUCGCCUUGUUAACAAACUUUUGAAUGGGGAAGUCGGACCAAAGACAAUCCACAUUCCUACUGGAGAGAAACUCUACGUGUUUGAUGCAGCAACGAGGUACAAGGCUGCUGGGCAGGAUACUAUUGUUCUGGCUGGAGCAGAGUAUGGAAGUGGAAGCUCCCGAGAUUGGGCAGCCAAGGGCCCAAUGUUACUGGGAGUUAAAGCAGUGAUAGCAAAAAGCUUUGAGAGGAUUCAUCGCAGCAAUUUGGUGGGAAUGGGUAUCAUUCCACUUUGUUUCAAGGCUGGUGAGGAUGCAGACACACUCGGAUUGACUGGUCAAGAGCGAUACUCAAUUGACCUCCCAAGCAAAAUAAGCGAGAUAAGGCCAGGCCAGGAUGUUACCGUCAGCACUGACACCGGAAAAUCUUUCACUGCCACAGCCCGCUUUGACACUGAGGUGGAAUUGGAAUACUUCAAUCAUGGAGGUAUACUUCCAUACGUAAUUCGCAAUCUGACCAAGCAGUGAUCAGAUAACACUUUGGCAUUUUCUUGUUCAGUCAUGGGUGAGCCUAGCUCUGUUUGUUUCAUCAUCCAUUGUGCUCUUUCACUUCUGUAAAAUGUGAGAAGGGGGAAUAAUUUAUUUAUUUUCUCAAUUUCAAAAAAAAGAAAAGGAAAACAAGUACACUUGGGACAGGUGGUAUUUUUGGUAUUCUGCGGCCUGCGAACUGCAAGCAUAUUCAAUUUGUUAAGUAAAUGGUGAAUCAUCAUCAUCAACAAUUUUUUUUUUUUGCCCUUUCAGUGCCAAUGAGAAGGCCAUACUUUCCUUUUUGACUUUGGCUAUAUUUUGUUUAGCAGUUCGAGCUUUUAAUUUAAAUUUUGUUGCUUACAUUGUAUGUAGUACUUGUGUUAAUAAUAGAGUGACAGCUUCUCCUUUGGAAUGAAAAA